GCCUCAUGGUCGCAUGCUACCACGGCUUCCAAAGUGUUGUGGCCCUGCUCAGCCGCUGUCCUUUCCUGGAUGUGAACCAGCAGGACAAAGAAGGAGACACAGCCCUCAUGCUGGCUGCCCAAGCAGGCCAUGUGCCUCUGGUGAGUCUCCUGAUCAACUACUAUGCUGGCCUUGACCUGGAGCGCCGGGACCAGCGGGGGCUAACUGCGCUGAUAAAGGCCGCCAUGCGGGACCGCUCCGAAUGCGUGGCUGCCCUCCUCAUGGCAGGUGCCGACCUGACUGCAGUGGAUCCUGUCAGGGGCAAGACAGCCCUGGAGUGGGCAUUUCUGACCGACAGCUUCGACACGGUGCAAAGGAUCCAGCAGCUGCUGCGGCGGCCCCAAGUGGAGCAGCUCAGCCAUCAUUACCAGCCUGAGUGGCCAGCCUUGCCCGGGCUUGUGGCACAGGCCCAGGCUCAGGCCGCCCCGUCUUUCCUAGAACGACUUCAGGCCACCUUGAGCCUCCCCUUCGCGCAGUCUCCUCAGGAGGGGGGUGUCCUGGACCACCUUGUGACCGUCACGACCAGCCUGGCGAGUCCUUUCCUCACCACUGCCUGCCACACCCUGUGCCCUGACCACCCACCUGCACUGGGCACUCGAAGCAAGUCUGUGCCAGAGCUGCUAGUGGAAGCCAGAGCCCAGGUCUGCAGGGAAUCGAAGGCUGUCCCUUCCUGUCUGGAGAUACCAGGAGCUCAGGAUGGAGAGGAGGAGGCAGGAGGAGGCCAGGCUGGCACAGAGCCAGGGGACGAAGGGAUAGGCCGGGCUGGGACUAGGUAAUCAGGCCCCUCCC
Aethalodelphis obliquidens (Pacific white-sided dolphin) is the source of this 828-nucleotide messenger RNA. It is a transcript of the gene ANKRD33, whose product is annotated as ankyrin repeat domain 33. The transcript is spliced from 4 exons. NCBI's taxonomy places the organism in Eukaryota, Metazoa, Chordata, Mammalia, Artiodactyla, Delphinidae. The coding region runs from base 6 to 815 and encodes 269 amino acids. The record is from RefSeq and is a predicted model, not a curated record. Gene Ontology annotation, molecular function: protein binding.